GGUUAAGUCCUCGUGACGUCACAGCUGUAUCCUGUGUUUACAUUUUUCAAAUUGAACAAGAUAACACGCAAAGGAAGUGUAUUCGAGUUAUUUUGAAAUUCAGGACUCCUAAAUACGACUGAGUGGCAACAAUGGGUAAUUUCACAAGCAAGCACCUAGAAGAGGUUCUGAAGCCAACAAAAUCACAAGAAACACCCAAGUCACAAGUUUUGCCUUUUGACCCUCGCUCACCAUCAGAUGACAUCACAAGAACACCCAUAGCUGUCUCAGACACCCCUGACACCAGCAGUUCAGAGUCAACACCCAGAGAUGGAAAGGUUGUUAGAGUUUUACAGCUUGAUCCUCGAUCUCCAAAUGUUGAAGUGAGUCGCACACCUAUUGUUAUUGAAACCAAUGAAACUCGCCGGAGAAACUAUGCCCUAAAACCAUCCAAGCUUGCACAACUUGACACUGAAAAUAAACCUGACAACAUGGAAGAUGGUGAAGAUCAGGACCCAAGAUCACCUACCACCAAAGUGCCAAGAACACCUCUUGAAGAUAAAGUUCAUGUCUUUGAAGACUCACAGCCUGUGAAAGAAAACAAGGAAGAUGAUGAUAGAAAAGAGGAAGAAGUAAAAGAUGAAAACCCCAAGAAGAAUCAAGAGAAUACACUUGUUAAGAAGCUCUUCAUUGAUGAGGGAUCUUCAGAAAAGCCAAGGCGCCCACUUGCCUCUGUCCAGAACACCACAGCUGGCAAGACCCCUCGUGGACUCAUCCAAGCCAAACAAUGCAGAAAUGUUGAAGAGGAAUACAACAAGAACCAUCAGCUCAUCCUCACACAGUUGACAGAUCAAGAAAAUACUGUGACAUCAAGCACACAGUUUGUAGAGAGUAUCUAGAAGCUUCUUACUAUUAAUUUUUUUCCCCUUUUAUGUCCUAUGACUUGUUAUUAUUGAUAUUCCUUUUUUAUUAUUAUUUACUGUUAUUCCUGAGCUCUAAUGUAAUGAUACAACAUUUUGUGUCUUCCUUUUUCUGUCACUUUGUGGUUUAAUGCUGGUUAUGCCCAACUACAUGCUUAAGAAAUGAAUGCAAUAACUAUAUAAUAUACAGUAAUAAUGUGUUAACACAUCUGGUAAUGAGGCAUUAGGUUAGCUUUUUAGUUAGGUUAUUUCAUUUACAAAUUUGUAUUUCUGUUAUUAAAAAGGAGAAAUGUACUUACAUAUUUUCUUUUAAAUGGGCAACUUAAACUGUAACUUAGUAUUUUUAUCAGUUUAUCAACAUGAACUUUUGAAAAGCUGGUCUAUAUCAGUAUACAAGAUUGCAAGAUUUCAUGUAAAAAAUUAUUACUUUUUAUUUAGCCAGAUAUGUAAUGGAAUUUUUUUCUUGGGUAUAAUGUGUCCUUUUAUUGGUUGGUGCUUGGGUUUGUUUUCAUUUAUGCUUUUAAAUUUUAUCAUACUGUUUGUAGAUGGAAUAGUUCUUUUAGUUGCAAAUUUCCUUUCUUAACAAGUAGGCCUAUGUAUGGUUGUGCCAAGGAAAGAAACUAGUCCUCAACUAAUAUAACUUCUUUAAUCUAUCACCUGGAUCCUAACAGUUUAUUCUGUUGUAUGCUGUUUCCUCUUUUAAUACUCAUGCUGCAGUAAGCAAAAUGUAAAUAUUUGGAAAUGUGAAUAAACUUUUCAUUGUUUAAA
Messenger RNA from Penaeus vannamei (Pacific white shrimp), 1667 nucleotides. Its product is annotated as cell division cycle-associated protein 3. NCBI's taxonomy places the organism in Eukaryota, Metazoa, Arthropoda, Malacostraca, Decapoda, Penaeidae. The record is from RefSeq and is a predicted model, not a curated record.